Molecule: messenger RNA, 2086 nt
Organism: Amphibalanus amphitrite
Lineage: Eukaryota; Metazoa; Arthropoda; Thecostraca; Balanomorpha; Balanidae
Product: juvenile hormone esterase-like
Exons: 1
Coding region: 113-1903 (596 amino acids)
Source: RefSeq, a predicted model, not a curated record
AGUGCAGCGCAGGAACUCUGUGUGAGCGGGCUGGAGUGGAGGGAGUGCGGGGUCUGACUGCUGCGAACGGCAUCGAGCCGGUGAGAACUCUGUGUCUGUGUGCGGAGGAAAUAUGAAACCGAAAACGCUUAAUUUUCUGAGGAUGGUGAGCCUGCUCUGCACCGCUGCCUUGUUGGUUACAUCUGCCGCUGGCUGCUCUGGACAAGAUGAUGGAAGACCACUCAUCGCCACGAGAGAAGGUCUGAUCAGGGGUGCCAUAGGCAGGAGCGUUGCCGGCAGACUCUUCUACAGCUUCAAGGGAAUCCGGUACGCGGAGCCUCCGGUUGGAAGCCUGCGGUUCCAGCCACCUCAGCGACAUCUUGCCUGGAGAGGCGUGGCGGACGGUCUGUCGCACGGCAAAGUGUGUCCCCAGUUCGACAAGCUGGCCAACAACACUCUGAAGGGUGACGAGGACUGCCUGUUUGCCAACGUGUACACGCCGCGUCUCCCGGAUCCGUCCCGACCCGCCACCGCCGGUUUGCCCGUUAUGGUGUACAUCCACGGAGGGGGGUUGGUCACCGGCAGCGGUGAUGAUGAUAUCUACGGACCGAGCUACUUUAUGGACGAGGACGUGGUGCUGGUGACAUUCAACUACCGACUCAACACGUUCGGCUUCUUCACGACGCACGACGCGGCAGCUACCGGCAACUACGGCCUGCUAGACCAGGUGCUGCUGCUGCAAUGGGUGCAGGACAACAUCGCCGCGUUCGGCGGCGACCCGCACGCGGUGACAAUAUUCGGCGAGUCGGCCGGCGGAGCCAGCGUGUCGCUACUGAUGCUGAGCCCGCUGGCGAAGGGUCUGUUCCACCAUGCCAUCACCCAGUCCGGCACGGCCCUGGCCAGAUGGGGGCUGGGUAGCCGAAAGGAAAAUGCCGCUGAAAAGCUGGCUGCCCUGCUUGGAUGUCCCACGGAAGACGUCACCGCAAUGGUCGAGUGCAUCAGGAAACAACCCUGGAAGAAAAUCGCCGAGCACACCAAGACACUGAAGCCGGGAUUUCAGGAGCAGUUGCGGGUGGACCGUGACGCGGAGAACCCACUUAUUCCGGACGACCCGCACCUGCUGCUGGCGCGCGGUGAGUUUAAUCUGGUGCCGUGGAUGAGCGGCCUGACCCAAGAGGAGGGCGCUUUCUUCGCGCCAUCGCUGUUCGCAAACAAGCGAGCCGUGGAAGCGCUAUCCGAAGGAAACCUGUCAGCAUGGGCUCAAACAGCCGGUCUGGUUACUGCGUCUGGUGUUAACAAACUGGACUGUGGUGCCGAUCCAAUGAAAGAGGCGAAGAGAGUGUACGACUUCUACGUCGGCGACAGGGACGUCGACACAUCCAGUCUUCUACCGCUGACGCAGAGCUGGGCUGACCGGCACUUGGUGUCGCCCAUGGCGGCUGAGAUGACAUUGGCUUCGCAGUAUGCUCCAGUGUACAAAUAUCUGCUCGACCACAUCGGACCGGGACGGCUCAGCCAAGCCGACGUGAAUCUCUUCAGGCCGGGUGUGCCCGACUUUGGCACCACACACGCGGAUGACAUCCUGUACCUGUUCAGCAACGACAAACUUCCCCCGGCACGGCGCGGCACACCGACCCACACCAUGGUCCGCUUCAUGGUCAACGUGUGGACGAUGUUCGCGCGCACCGGUCGGCCUGGAUCGGACGUGCUGCCUAUGCCCGAUUGGCCCGUCUUCACGGAGCUGCACCAGCGACACAUGCGGCUGAACACGGCGCCCUCGGUCGGCGAGAGGCUCUUCCAGGAGCGUAUCGACUUCUGGAAGACGGUGCCCAUCAAUGAGCCGUGGAGACACCCGGUGGAGGAUGGGCUGUGUCUGGGUGAACCGAACCCAGAGGGUGGCGAACAGCGGGACGGUGAUAAGUGAAUAUGCAGAAGUGUUCUGUCGGGUGAUUUUGGUUCUCAUGGUCUUUAAUCAUGGGAGCGGAUUAAGAAAAUCACAAAGCUUAAGUGGAUGCUGGUGCUUAUGCCCUAACUUAGACCCACUGUCUGUGCGGGCUCUGCGAGUUUGUGCUGUUGAAUAAACGUAACGCUAGUAUGCAGCCAGAAA